This is a messenger RNA of Penicillium brevicompactum, 336 nucleotides long. RefSeq names its product MGR2/ROMO1 family protein. NCBI's taxonomy places the organism in Eukaryota, Fungi, Ascomycota, Eurotiomycetes, Eurotiales, Aspergillaceae. The record is from RefSeq and is a predicted model, not a curated record. The transcript has 5 exons. Gene Ontology annotation, biological process: protein import into mitochondrial matrix; protein insertion into mitochondrial inner membrane. Gene Ontology annotation, cellular component: TIM23 mitochondrial import inner membrane translocase complex. Bases 1 to 336 code for a protein of 111 amino acids.
AUGCCUGUGGUUGCUGGUCCUCCCGCUCAGGCUGGCCCAGGGGGCCCCUCGACCUUCGACAAGAUGAAAAUGGGUUGCAUGAUGGGCUCCACUGUUGGUGGUAUCAUGGGAUUCAUUGUCGGAACCGUCACCAUCUUCCAGUACGGUGCUGGCCCCAACGGUGUCAUGCGGACACUCGGUAAAUACAUGCUGGGUUCGGGUGCGACUUUCGGCCUGUUCAUGUCCAUCGGUAGCGUCAUCCGCAACGAGGGACCCAAGAACGACCUCUGGCUCCGUGCCCGAGGACCUCCGAUGAUGCUCCCCCGACAGAGCCCCCUCCAGCCAAUGCGCCAAUAA